Messenger RNA from Vitrella brassicaformis, 1834 nucleotides. NCBI's taxonomy places the organism in Eukaryota, Vitrellaceae. The record is from the annotation of a GenBank genome assembly.
CACCGAAUACGCACUCUCCGUCGCACCCGCAGUCAGCGCCGAAAAUGGAAACCCCUCCGGCUCCGCACGAAGGAAGCGGACAGUACGUGGAGCUCUCAUGCGGCUGGGUCUCCAUAUCUCUCCAAUCUCGCGUCCACCACCGAACACAGAUCAGUCAGUCGGCCCCCAGUCGGCCCGCCGUCCAUCAGACGUCCGUCGAAGACCCACUCUAUCGACAAGUCACCGCGGCCGGCGAUAUCCCCAUCGAAGCCCUCGCCCGCCGGCCCCAGACAAACCGACUCCACGCCGUCACUUGCCGAGGUCGUGUCUUGGUAGAGCCUCACCUCCACCAUCGAGCCGAACUGAGGGAGCCGAAUGGCUGGGCUGUCAAUCAGGAGGGCGCUCUGCAGGGCCAGGAGGGUUGAGUCGUGGCCAACCAACAAACCGAACCUGACAAAACGAUCCAGAGAGCACUGGAGGUGCCCACACACACGUGCCCUCCUGGAUGCGAUGCUGUAUACCUGGUCGCCUCUGCUGAGCUGUGGACGUGUGUGAAGGUGUCGCACACGUAUUUCAUCAGCGAGCCGGCGGCGAACCAAGAGAGCUUCUCCCCCUCAUACAGACGCGACAGGUAGGCCCUCGCCCCCUCCCGCACACCCGCCAGCUCUUCCUCAGACAUAGCCACCGGCAGCUUGAUGGAAUGGUACUCGUAGGCGCCAAUCACAGAACGAAGCUUCCGCACCACAGAGAGGUCCCCCUCAUGCUCGUCCAGGGCCAGCACACGAUUGGCCAGGCGGAUCUCGCGGUCGAAUUGCCGUGCGAGGUGUUGCCAUUCGGGGCUGCGCUUCUUGUCUUUGAGCAGUUGCUUGGCCCGCCUCGACUUGUACCCCCGCAGCAGGGGGUCAUGCCCAGUGCCGUUGUAUGUGUGGACACAGCGGCGGACGUGCCGACACAGAUCACCCAUCUCCUCUCCCCCUCCCAAGGCGCACUCGUCAUGGCCGAACCAGCCCGCCGCAAUGGCAACUGCAGUCUCGUUGGCCCGGUCACUCUCACUGCUGCGGACAUACAGCCUCGCCGACUCAUCCGUUUGAUCCCAAUCAGCAGCAUCUCGGCUCACGCCAAGCGACUCGGCAUAGGUGACGCCAAGCAGUCUUCCCAGCAUGGUCGCGUCAUGAACACCGGCAGCUGUCAGAGAUAAGGGAGGCCGUGAGAAGGGCCACGCUGCGGAGUCGUUUCCUGUCGAUGUGAUGAAGGCCGUGCUUGGUGCCCUUGCCGUGUGCCGCAGCAGGACGAUGGAUGCCUUUAGCUGCCGCGAGAUUCCGCCACGAACGAGCCCCAUAAACAAGGCAAACACAGUCGAGAGCAGUAACAUCAAGGCGCCACAACCUGCAGAUCUCUCUGCACGACGCCAGGAAGCGAGAUGAUAAGACGUGCGCGCUCGGAUCCGCUUGACACCCGCACCCACACCAUCAUCAUCUCCGUCAUCACCACCACCUCGUUCGUCAUCAGCGAUGUUCCCUCGCGGUGAUGGGCCGCUUUGGUGCGAGGCGGGAGUGACGACGUGCAGGUCCCUCAAGGGGUAACUCUAUCUUGAGUCGACAAGAGGGCAUGCACUCAUGAGUAUCUCCGACUCGAGCAGCUGAUCUGUCUGUGACGACACACAGGUAGGGAAAGAAGAGAGCGAUGAUUGUCAUUGGAUGAAUCCUUUCAGCCCAUCUCCCCUGUCUGUCUGUCCUUGUGCAUCCGCCAUACCUAAUCGCUCCUUCGACAGCGUCACUUGACCGCAUGAUCGACGACAGAGCCGCACUUUGGUGACAGAUCUUCACCUGCUGAGGCCUUCUGCACCAGCUGCCUC